This is a messenger RNA of Sordaria macrospora k-hell, 867 nucleotides long. RefSeq lists its product as uncharacterized. Gene Ontology annotation, cellular component: mitochondrion. Gene Ontology annotation, molecular function: protein-containing complex binding. Lineage: Eukaryota; Fungi; Ascomycota; Sordariomycetes; Sordariales; Sordariaceae. The record is from RefSeq and is a predicted model, not a curated record.
AUGUCGUCCGCCGCAAAGAAGCUCAUCGUCGCUGGAGGCAACGGUUUCCUCGGAUCCAGGAUUUGCCAGGCCGCUGUCCACAGAGGAUGGGAUGUGACAUCAAUCAGUCGCUCCGGCCAGCCCAACUGGUCUUCCGUGUCCGCUUCCCCUUCCGCUCCCUCCUGGUCGACCGCCGUUUCCUGGGAGCGCGCCGACAUCUUCCGCCCCACCGAAUGGAUCGCCCUCCUGAACGGUGCUGACUACGUCGUCCACUCUCUGGGUAUCCUCCUCGAAGCCGACUACAAGGGCGUCAUCUCCGGUCGGGAAUCCCCCCUCGCUGGCCUCCAGAAGGCCUUCUCGCCCCGCCACACCCCGAACCCGCUCGAGCGUCGUCCCGGUGACGAGAUCCGUCCUCCGACCAGCGCGAGCCAGUUGACCUACGAGAUGAUGAACCGUGACAGUGCCAUCCUGCUCGCCAAGGAGGCUGCCAACAAGGGCGUCAAGGGCUUCGGAUUCGUUUCAGCUGCGGGAGGAGCCCCCGUUCUGCCGAGCAGGUAUAUCUCAACUAAGAGGGAGGCGGAGGACGUGAUUGCCCGCGAAUUCCCUGAGAUGAAGAGUGUGUUCUUCAGGCCGGGAUUCAUGUUCGACAGUUCGCGGCCGGUGACCAUGCCGCUGGCGGCAGCGACGAUGGCGGGAAGCAUCUUCAACGGGGCCACGGGAGGAGUGCUGUCCAGCUUCCUGGGGAGUGCGGGGACGAAGCCUCUCAAGGCAGAUUUAGUUGCGGAGGCGGUGGUGGAAGGAUUGGACGAUGCGGCGGUCAAGGGGGCAGUUGAGGUCCCCGAGCUAGAGAGGCUGGCGAACAAGGGAUGGAGGAGAACGAUGCUUUAA